Morchella sextelata is the source of this 2415-nucleotide messenger RNA. RefSeq lists its product as uncharacterized. Lineage: Eukaryota; Fungi; Ascomycota; Pezizomycetes; Pezizales; Morchellaceae. The transcript has 6 exons. The coding region runs from base 1 to 2415 and encodes 804 amino acids. Gene Ontology annotation, cellular component: nucleus. Gene Ontology annotation, molecular function: DNA binding; zinc ion binding; DNA-binding transcription factor activity, RNA polymerase II-specific. The record is from RefSeq and is a predicted model, not a curated record. Gene Ontology annotation, biological process: DNA-templated transcription; regulation of DNA-templated transcription.
AUGAAGAGAGCUGCUUCAAAGGAUAAAGAAAAGGACAAAGGCGAAAAAGAAAAGGAUGAGAGUGUUGAAGAUGAGGGACCAGCAUGCCAGUCCUGCCGAAAGAAGAAAGCCAAAUGCUCACGAGAGCAACCAUGCUCCCAUUGUGCCCGCAUGAAUAUCGAAUGCCAGUAUGAUGAGUCGCGUUCACGACCGGGAGUAAAAGCCGGUGUGAUCGAGUCGUUAAGUCAACGCCUUGAUACCUUAGAAAAGAUGUUCAUUGGUCAAACUCUCGUAACGCGCCAACUUCUUUCUGCAAUUCGAGAGCUCAAUCCAAAUCUUGGACCUAAAUCACCUGGGAAUCUUGCCCAGUUGUCUGACUGCGGGUCUCCUUCAAAGCCAUUGGACUUACUUACUGCUGAAAUAUCUGGUCUAAAAAGAGAAUUGUUACAAGCGUCAUCUCCUGCGACUUCAGGUAGUGGUGUUUCUGCAAAAAGACAACGUUUGAACAACCACCACGAUGUCUCCCCUCGAUCGUAUCAACAACCAACAUCGGAUCCAGAGCUUAGCCAACAGCGGAGACCAACAAUUGUUGAUCUCCUUGACUGUGAAGAUUCUUCACUCCCACCUGCUGAUCUGGUUGAUAUACUGGUGCACCUGUAUUUUGAUUUGAUCCAUCCAUGGAUUCCAAUCCUGCACAAAACUUCCUUUUUGCGGCGUCUUGAGUCGGUAACCACGCGACCGGCACUCUCCACGAUCCUCCAUGCCAUCGUGGCGGCAACGGUCCGGUUCUCGGCAGAUAAGCGGCUGGAGCGAAAAGAGGUCAGGGAUCGAUAUUUUAGGAUUUCGAGACAGACAGUGAUUUUGAAAAGUAUGGAAAUGUUUUCCGUUGAGAAUUUACAAGCACUUGUAAUUAUAGCUUUUGAUACUAUUGGCUCAGGAAGAGGUCCAAAAUCAUGGGCCAUAGUGGAUUCCAUGACAAGAACGGUCGAGCAUCUACAACUCAGUUUCGAGGAUGAUGCAGAAGGAAAUACAGGAAAUGGCUCAGCGCAUCGAUUGAUAAAUAGGAUGAACUUCCUCGGACCCUCAAAAACCUGGACCGAGGGUGAAGAACGAAGGAGGGUAUUCUGGAACGUUUUUCUUCUCGAUAGAUUUUGUUCAGUCGCGACUGGAUGGAAUACCUCCCUCACAAGCGCUGAUGUACGCCGACGUCUUCCCUGCGAAGGCGCCAUAUGGGAAGCAGAAAAGCCUGUUCGAACUCGUUAUUUCGGUAUAUCAGAUAACUCCGGCACACAAAACAUACGACGACAAAACGGAGGGGCGCCACUUAUAAGUGACCCCUUUCCUAGUGACUCGGCUAAUAACUCUAAUGGAUUCUAUUCCGACGAAGUAGUCAAUCUUGGCGGGUUUUCUUACUGCAUUGAAGCUACUGAGUUACUUAGUCAAGUCACUAGGUUCUUUCUACAGCAGGCAGUAGAUCUAAAAUCUCCUGAGGAGGUACAGCAGUGGCUGAUGCGCUUCAAGGAAUUGGAUCUAAGGUUGGUUAGAUGGAAGUUGUUUUUACCUCCACAGUGGAGAGAGGCAACUGUCGUGAAUGGAAAGAUGGAUCCCAAUCUCACAUUGGCACACAUUACCCAUAACACUUCUGUCAUUUUAUUGCACCAGGGAAUUGCCUACCCAUCCAUUCAGUGGCAAACACUUUCCAUAAAGUUGCCAUCAUCGAGCUCAGCAGAUACCUGUUUAUCUGCUGCUGUUGAGAUUACAACCAUUACGCAACAGUACUUGAUUCACAACACUGGGCUUACAAACCCCCAGUUUGCAUUUUGUUUAUUUGUCUCUGGCCGAGUGCUAUUAGCACAUGCUUCAUUCUACAACACUGAGCUCCGACCUGAAUUCGUCACUCUAGUCAAAGCGCUGUUCGACAUCUCCAAACGCUGGCGAGGUCUCUACGCAGACCAUGACAAUGCCUACAACCUUCCAGCGGGCUUUGCUCAACGCCUCCUUCAAGCACAAGCACAAAGUGAUCCUAAAAACACACUGUUCAGCGAUUCUACUGCUACAGGAUCAGUCGACAUUUCUAAACCAGCAUACUCUGAUCAUUUUGACUCAGACGAGUUCCUUCAAAUGACAGGUAAAGGUAUGAAUGGAAAGAAUGGGCAGCAUAUGGAGCCGGAACCACUAGAACUUGCAAGUCCACCCAUGCCAUUAUCUUUCCAGGCGCCUGCGAGCCAUGUGGGCAACGUCAAUUAUCCCUACGGCGAUAGUCUCGAACACCAACAAGAUGAACAUCAACAUUUUGAUAAUGGGUAUAAUGGGGUUAUUGAUCACUCAGACGGAGGUAUCUUCACGGUAGAGCAGCUGGCAGAGUUCUCAAACCUAUUUUCAGAUCCGCAGUUCGCCGGAUUUGACCGAGUUCUUACGUAUGGCGGCGGGAUGUAA